AUGACCGGCGAUGGGCAGGGUUUUGGGCGCCGUUCGUCGGUUUCCCAGCAGCGUCGACUCUCGCAGCAGUUCAGAGGGAAUGCCUGGCAGGGACCACCAUCGGAUACCAUCUAUGCCGGUGUCUCCGGCUACCUUUCAGACCACCACCCGUCGACUGUGGCCAUCGCGAUACGCGAUACAACGUAUCUACUAGACUUCAUUGAGAAAGUGUUCGAGCCCGAGAAUCGCAAAACAUGCGCUCAAACGGCAGUCGAGUUUAUUAUCAGCGAGCUGAAGACGUACACCGAGAAGCACCUCGAGAAGAUCAUUGGGCUGGCAAUGCCUCGAGUGCUCGCAGGCCAGUGUCCAACGCUUUGUUCCCGUCUGUGGGCAGAACUCGACAUUAUCCCCUUGGUCUUGUCGGGAUCCAGCGUGCUAGAUCGGUUCGCAACGUGGGAGUCCCCAGAGGCCAAGGCGUGGGAUUCGAGAACCAUUGAUGAACAAGCCGAGUCCAUGGCGCGGAAAUGUGUUCGGCUAUUCGGACCAGAGAAUAUCCCAUUGCUGCAAGUGGGCUUCAUGGGCAUCGUCGAGGUCGACACGAAUUUUCGUGUGCGUCUGACGAACAUCAACGAUUUCAAGAAAACCGUAUCUUCGCACACAUGGUCGGCCGUGGAGCACUACGCCGCGGACCUAAAGCACCGAAAGGUCAAGAUUGCUUUCUUCAGCGCCACGCCUCAGGGUGGAGGAGUGGCAUUGAUGAGGCAUGCUCUUUUGCGGUUCUCUCAUUAUCUGGGCACCGACAUGAAAUGGUACGUUCCAAAGCCACGACCAGGGGUCUUUCGAGUUACCAAAACCAACCACAAUAUCCUCCAAGGCGUCGCCCAUCCAGGAGACCGCUUGACCGUUGACAACCAGCGGUUAUUGCAUGACUGGAUUGAGGAGAAUUCAAAGCGAUAUUGGAGUUGCUCCGGCGGACCUCUGGUUCCGCCGUCGGAGGGUGGUGCCGAUGUGGUGGUCAUUGAUGACCCGCAGAUGCCAGGGCUCAUUCCCAUCGCGAAACGCUUGGCCCCGGACCGGCCUGUAAUCUUCCGUAGCCACAUUCAGAUCCGAAGCGAUUUAGUUGAGCAAUCUGGCACACCACAAGCAGAAUCGUGGGAAUUUCUGUGGAGUCAGAUCAGGCUCGCCGACUGCUUCAUCAGCCACCCGGUGAGCGCAUUUGUGCCGCGGGAUGUGCCCCCAGAGACUGUGGGCUUCAUGCCGGCAUCGACCGACUGGCUGGAUGGGUUGAACAAGCACAUGCGAGACUGGGAUGUGGCGCAUUAUGGCCGCAUCUUCAAUGCAGCAUGCAGGAAUACGGACAUGCCGACAAUCCAGUACCCAGAAGAUCAAUACAUCGUGCAAAUUGCACGGUUCGACCCGUCCAAGGGCAUCUUCGAUGUGCUGGACUCGUACGAGAAGUUCCACAACCGGUUGGCUGCCGAACGGCCCGACCUGACUCCUCCGAAGCUGUUGAUCUGCGGACAUGGCUCGGUCGAUGACCCGGACAGCACGAUAAUCUAUGAUGAGUUGAUCGACCACCUGGAAAACAAAAUCCCAUAUAUCCGAGAGCAGAUCUGUCUGAUGCGGUUGCGCCCUUCGGACCAGGUUCUAAAUGCAAUUCUCUCCAAGGCGACGAUCGCGCUGCAGCUGUCGACGCGCGAAGGCUUUGAGGUGAAGGUUUCCGAGGCGAUCCACAAAGGCAAGCCGGUCAUUGCCACUCGUGCCGGCGGGAUCCCGCUGCAAGUCGAAAACAGCAAGAAUGGAUUCCUGGUCGAUGUCGGUGACACCGAUGCCGUGGCCCAGCAUCUGUACGAGCUGUGGACCGACACAGCGCUGUACCGCCGCAUGUCCGAUUAUGCGAUUAGUCACGUUUGCGAUGAGGUCAGCACUGUCGGCAAUGCUCUGAAUUGGCUCUUCCUCGCGUCCAUGCUGUCCAGCGGUCGGCCUGUGCGGCCGCAUAGACGCUGGAUCAAUGACCUGGCCUUCGAGGAAAUUGGAGUCUCUGUGGCAGAUAUCUCACGGCUCACACGAGCAGUCGAGGUCGAAAAAAUGGGAUGA
This is a messenger RNA of Penicillium alfredii, 2076 nucleotides long. RefSeq names its product putative trehalose synthase (Ccg-9) (gene ccg9). The coding region runs from base 1 to 2076 and encodes 691 amino acids. NCBI's taxonomy places the organism in Eukaryota, Fungi, Ascomycota, Eurotiomycetes, Eurotiales, Aspergillaceae. The record is from RefSeq and is a predicted model, not a curated record. Gene Ontology annotation, molecular function: glycosyltransferase activity. The transcript has 5 exons.